AUGCCUUUUUUUGGAGUAGCGGGGUCUAACAAUGACCUUAAUGUUCUUGACCAGUCUCCACUUUUCAACGAUAUUUGGACCGACAAAACACCUGAUAUGACGUUCACGGUGAACGGGCACACGUACAAAUACAGUUACUACAUUGGCGAUGGGAUAUACCCGGAUUAUUCUACAUUGAUGAAGGCAUACUCAGUUCCUCGAAGUGAAAAGGAAAUUUUUUUUACAAAAAAACACGAAUCGAUGAGAAAGGAUAUCGAGAGGGCAUUUGGAGUUCUUAAGCAGACAUGGCAUGUAGUGAAAUAUGCUACACGACUCUGGGAUAAAGAAAGAAUUAAACGAAUGGUCCUAGCAUGUAUUAUAAUGCAUAAUAUGAUUAUUAAAGAUGAAGGUCGAGCGAUUUGCACGUAUGAUCUGAACGACGUUAUCGUUCCAAUUUAG
Molecule: messenger RNA, 438 nt
Organism: Lactuca sativa (garden lettuce)
Lineage: Eukaryota; Viridiplantae; Streptophyta; Magnoliopsida; Asterales; Asteraceae
Source: RefSeq, a predicted model, not a curated record